ACACCAUGUCCAUGUGGUAACCUUUCCCAAAACCCUCAAGACAAACCAUUUUCGCUCCAAAGAACCAUCUCCCGAUUUCUCCACAUGGAAUCACUCCCCAUUAUUACUCUGGCCAUCUCCUUCCUCUGCCUCUCCUUCUACAUCCUCGCCGACAGUCGCCGCCGGCGCCGCCGAUCCGACAACCAAACCCGAUUCCCACCCGAACCAGCCAACCCAUGGCCGAUCAUCGGCCACCUCCCAGUAAUGGCCGGCCGGGAGCUCCCCCACAGAGCACUCGCCGCCUUGGCCGACAAAUACGGCCCCGUUUUCACCCUCCGCCUCGGAAUCAACCGCGUUCUGAUCGUCAGCAGCCCUGAAAUCGCCAAGGAGCUCUUCACCACCAAAGACACGGUGGCGCUCUCCCGCCCCGCAAUCACCGCCACGAAGGUAUUCUCCUACGAUUACGCCGUCUUCGGGAUGGGCCCGCACGGCGAUUACUGGCGGGAAACGAGGAAAAUCUCAGUCCUCGAGCUCCUCUCCGCCCGCCGAUUGGAGCUUCUCCGACACUUCAGAGAAUCCGAAGUCCAGAAAUCGAUAAACGAACUGUACAAUCAAAUUGGGCGCGACCCAGAAAUUGAUUUGAAGAAGUGGAUUGGGGAUUUGAGCCUCAAUUUGAUGUUGAAAUUGGUUGCGGGGAAGAGCUCCUCUGUUUCUGACUCUGUUUCUCUCGUGGGGUUUAAGAACUGUGUCAGAGAGCUUUUCAAGUACGGCGGGACGUUUGUUGUGGGAGAUGCGCUGCCGUUUCUCCGGUGGAUGGAUAUCGGCGGGCAUGAGAAGAAGAUGAAAAUGGUAGCGAGGGAAAUGGAUGGGUACCUUCAGCAAUGGCUGGAUGAACACAAGGAAAACAGGGGAGAGAAAAAAACAGAGCUUGAUUUCAUUUACGUUCUGCUCUCCCUUCUCGACGGACAAUCUCUCCACGGAUAUGACUCCGAUACCAUCAUCAAAGCCAUGUCACUGAGCAUGAUUUCAGGAGGAACAGACACGACCAACGUCUCCGUAGUAUGGGCCAUGGCUCUCCUCCUCAACAACCGCCACGUGCUCCUCAAGGCCCAGACCGAACUCAACGACGUCGUUCCCAGGAACCGAGCUGUGACGGAGUCCGACAUUGGCAACUUGGUCUACCUCCAAGCCGUCGUCAAAGAAGCCAUGCGGAUGUACCCGGCGGCGCCCCUCCUGGCCGCGCGUGAAUUCAUCACCGACUGCCGCGUGGGCGGGUACGAGGUCCGGAAGGGCACGUGGCUGAUGGUGAACGCGUGGAGGAUCCAGAACGACCCGGCCGUGUGGCCCGACCCGACACGGUUCGACCCGGAACGGUUCCUGACGGCGGAGUAUGGAGAGAUUGAUGUGAAGGGACACCAUUUCGAGUUGUUCCCGUUCGGCAGCGGGAGGCGGGCGUGUCCCGGGAUGAAUCUGGGCCUUCAGAUGGUGCAUUUGUCGCUGGCGAGUUUUUUGCAUGCGUUUGAUUUUAAGACGGUGGGAGAUGAGGCGGUGGAUAUGACGGAGAGCUUUGGGAUGACGAAUAUGAUGGCGGCGCCGCUUCAGGUUGUGGCUUCGCCGCGGUUGUCUCGUGAUGUUUAUGCCUAGUAUUUUGUACUUUUAGCGACCAUGAAUUGAAUCGUUGCAAUAUAUGUUACGAGUAUCGUCGAACCUGCAUUCCAUAGACCUAUGCCAUUACGACUUGGCUAUUGAGACGAAGAAGGGCCAUUUUUUUUGGAGUACUUAUUUGACCUUUUUAUAUUUGUUUCUGAGUUUUGUGUGUGGCUGGGCUGUGAUCCCCGAGAUGCCGAUUCCCCUUUCCUGUACCUUUGUUUUUUAUUUUUUUGUUUUUGCCUUCCUUUUAAACUCUUUUAAGAUUUAUUUAAUUAAUGAAUUUCACCCUUACUUCGUCGGGGAAGAGGAAGGGGUAAAUAACUGGCGACCGGUCGGGGCAGAGUUGGGUUGGAGUCAGUUAAUUGGCUG
Messenger RNA from Linum tenue, 1998 nucleotides. The record is from the annotation of a GenBank genome assembly. Lineage: Eukaryota; Viridiplantae; Streptophyta; Magnoliopsida; Malpighiales; Linaceae.